AUGCAAGUUCUUGUCUUGAGAGGUAAUAAACUCAAUGGGACGUUACACACAUCCAACACCGAAACCCCGUUUCCAAAGCUGCGAAUUCUUGAUCUAUCUAGUAACGAGUUCACGGGUCUUUUGCCUUCAAAAUACUUCACGAACUUUAAAGCUAUGAUGAGCGUGGAUGGCGCUGCAUCCGGAGAGUUCUACAUGGAUGGAAAGUCCAUGUAUUAUGAUACAGUGGAGCUAGGAGUGAAAGGAUUGAGACUACACCUAGAGAGAAUAUCAGUCGUCUACAAUACUAUAGAUCUUUCGGUUAACACAUUUGAAGGGGAGAUACCCGACACGAUUGGACAGCUAAGAUCACUUCGGUUUCUCAACCUAUCGCGUAACAGUCUCACGGGUAGAAUCCCGACAAACUUAACAAACCUUGUCCGGCUUGAGCAUUUAGAUCUUUCUUCUAAUAAGAUGGUAGGAAAAAUUCCUGGACAACUUGCAAGUCUGACGUUUCUUGUAGUUGUGAACUUUUCGCAAAAUCAGCUUCAAGGAGCUAUACCUAAAGGUGGACAGUUCAAUACGUUUGAUGGUAGUUCGUUUCAAGGGAAUGAUGGGUUAUGUGGAUUCCCAUUAACAAAGAACUGUGGAGACGAUGGUGUGUCAUCCUCUCUGAUGCCUGGAGAAGAUGAGGAUGAGGAUGAAGACGAAGAUGAUACUUUCUUUAAUGGGUUUUCUUGGGAAUCUGUUGCUAUGGGAUAUGGAUUUGGGAUGUUAAUUGGAUUGGGUAUCGGAUGGUUUGUGUUUUAUUUGGGAAAGCCGAGAUGGGUCAUUAGGAUUACUGAAAAACAGCCAAUUCAGACAUGA
This is a messenger RNA of Helianthus annuus (common sunflower), 843 nucleotides long. Its product is annotated as receptor-like protein 54. Bases 1 to 843 code for a protein of 280 amino acids. The record is from RefSeq and is a predicted model, not a curated record. The transcript has a single exon. NCBI's taxonomy places the organism in Eukaryota, Viridiplantae, Streptophyta, Magnoliopsida, Asterales, Asteraceae. Gene Ontology annotation, molecular function: protein binding.